Messenger RNA from Cuscuta europaea, 961 nucleotides. The record is from the annotation of a GenBank genome assembly. Lineage: Eukaryota; Viridiplantae; Streptophyta; Magnoliopsida; Solanales; Convolvulaceae.
ACCCAAAGCUCUCCUUCUCCCAGAAUCCUUCUCCACCACUUCUACUACUCUUCCUUUAUUUCAGCAAUUCCAGUUCGUUUUUUGUUGUUAAUAUGGCUCAAUUUGGGGCAGUUUUGGCUCUUAUUGCAUUGUUUGUCGUUGGAUCUGCUUUAGCUCAGUCUCCUUCAGCUGCGCCGGCCCUUUCACCGUCCAGAUCUGUUGCUUCCCCUGUCCAGGCGCCUACGGUGGCGGUUCCCGUCCCAACGCCGUCGAGAUCUACAGUGCCGACCGUCGCUCCAACUCUCGCUCCUUCAUCUUCACCGCAGGUCAGCUCUCCUGCUCCGGCCGUGGCCCCUCCAACCGUGUCCCCCACUGCCUCACCACCUGUCAGCCCGCCGGCUCCAACCGUAGCACCAACCACUUCACCUGUUGCUUCACCGCCGGUACAAACCGUUUCACCAACCUUGGCCCCAUCUGCUUCACCGCCGGUUACCCCUGUGGCUGCUCCUUCCGUGGCGCCUGCUUCUGAUUCACCUGUUGCUUCCCCGCCGGCUCCUCCCAGCAUCAGCGGUUCACCGGCGUCUUCGCCUAACGGCGGUAUGAGUCCAGCCGGCGCCCCCGAGACCGCUGCUAGCAGUGCCGUUAUGAACAGAGUCGGAUUUGCCGGCGCCGCUUUGGCCGCUGCGGCAUUGCUGUUUUGAGUCAACUGAUUUGGCUGUGCUUUUCCGUUUUAUUUUCUAUUUUUGAAAUUAUUUCCGUGUUUAUCAUAGUUAGCGAUAGAAUCGGUAGAUACCUCUGGAUUAUUACUACGAUUAUUGAUUUAUUUAUUGAUUAUUGCGACUUUUUUUGUUACUAUAUGAUCGGCUUAUUUGUUAAGCAUUGUUUCUCCUAUAAUUCUUUUCAAUAAUAAUAUGUUGUUAUUAAAGACGAAUAUUUAAUUUAAUUAAAGAGAGUAUAAAACGGCAACUGAGUUAAGGUAAAA